This is a messenger RNA of Cladocopium goreaui, 6789 nucleotides long. The record is from the annotation of a GenBank genome assembly. Lineage: Eukaryota; Dinophyceae; Suessiales; Symbiodiniaceae.
AUGGCAAGCCCCGAGGCUUGGAGGAAGACGGGCCGUAAGGCCGCUGAGGCUCACUGGGUUGGACUAAGCCCAGGAGAGCUGGUUGAAAUUGUGGUCUACAAUGACCAGGGGCAGACGCAGGGGACUAUCCUGGUCGAGCUGUUGCGAGAAUAUGAAGAUCCCGCCCAUGAAGGACGAUCAUGGCUGGGAAAAAUCCAUGCCUGCCAAGAUGACUACUUCGCCUGGUGGGUGUCCACCACUUAUGAUCAAGGAGAAGCAGGCAUCCACUUUUGUGGUCGUCGUGGAGACCACUGUUCAGCGCGGACUCCCUUUAGGGACGUUCUACACGUAGACGUGUUCCGGAUGCUGCCUGGAGACUCAGCCCUCUCCCUUCCUUGGCUCUCCGAAGACCAGAAGAAUCUCGUCACACAAUUGCUGAAGGCUUCUGGGCCUCCACCGCCAGGCUCGGGGCAAGUCCCUGGGGCUGGUGCUGGAGAGCCUGGGGGCCGGGGCAAAGUGGAAGGAGGCGAGCCAGGAAUUAGAGGCCUGGCUGCAGCCUUGGCCGGCGGAGAAAGGGAAUCGGACGCUGGAGAAGUGGAGAACGAGCCCAAGGAGAAAAAGACGAAAAAGAGAAAAGCUGGCCACGAGAAAGACGAGGACUAUGGACAAGGGCUUCAAGAAAAAAUUGCAAAGCGGAGCCCGCCUAAUUCCUCAGAUCGAUCUGACUCGCUUUUUCAACUGGCCGCCCUGCCCGCAGGCACAGAGAAGAUCCACCGGCUUCACGAGGAGAGACCGGGGACUCUGGCGAAUCUCACCCUCCUGAAGUUUCAGGAGAUCUUGGAGAGAACCGUCGGGUUGAGCAGGGGAACGGCCGAGAACCCGCAAGAAGAGAGCCUGCCACCGGUCGCACGGGGCUACCUCACACAGAUCCUGUUGACGAGGUUUCCAGAGGCAGCAGCGGGGCUGCGGAAUGUCCGCGAGCUGCGCACCUUGGCGGCGAUCAUAGACGGCAUCUGUCAAAACGACAGCAUGCGGAGCCUGGACGUGGCAGUUCAACGGUUCAAGAGCAUCGAACUGUUCAUGUCCCAGGGCUCGUGGGAGCAAGGCAACCUUCUGGAACUGAUCCCAAGCGAAGGGGAAGCGAGGUCGUACUUCCGGCCGGAACUGAAGGCAACGCAGCAGGAGCUGAAAACAGAACAGCGCCUGAGAGCGGGGCCCUGGCAGCCACGAAGGAACCAAUGGGCUCCGAGAUGGGAGGAUCGGCAGGCGCCUCAUGCCGAAGCAGUGGAUCCCGGCGGAGCAGAAGCAGGCAAAGACGAGAAGCCGCCAUCGAAUCAGAGAGUGCCCGGAGAAGAAAUCCGAAAGGUCAUGGAAAAUGGAACUUUUGAAGAUGAAAGAGGGCAGUGGAUGAGAAGAAUCCUCUAUGACCUUCUAGAGCACCCCCAGGUGCGGCAGUACUAUGAUGAGCUACGCUGCCUGGUACAGGCGCCAACAACAUGGAAAGAGGUGGAACACAGGUUCAGUGAAAUCUUGGUUGAGAUGAUGGAUGAACCAGAAGAGAAGCUUCUGGAGAGCCUUCGAAACACCUUCAAGUGUCUGACAGAAGAUGAUCCGAAGCCUUUGCUCAAGUUGCUGGGGGUCCCGCAGCCACCUUCGGGGCCGUCCCCGGAGGCGGUGAAGGGGCCUCUGGCGCGCGAGUAUAGAGGUGUAGAGAUCAGAUACCGAACGGAGCUUUGGGUCGGCCAAGAUGGCGGUGUGUUCGUGGGACGAUCGAAACCUGGACGGCCGGGAUGCGUCAUCCAUGAGGAUUUUGGACGCCACCUGGAUCGCGAACUUUUUCGAGAAGCCCUUCUGGGGAAGCCCCUGUAUGUUGAUGAAGGCGAGGAAGACCUUGCCGUCGAGGUGGUCCAGGACUUUAACCUGGCACGGGGACCUGAGGCCCGAAGGGUUGAUUGGCAGGCAGAAUGGCUCAAGACCUGGCAAAGGCUUCUUGGGCAUGGGGUGUCCCUGAGUUACACCGGGGUGGCUCUGAAGUUGAUGAUUCGGAGUCGCCCUGGAAGCUUGGGGAACUUCUCGCGACUGUUCAAAUGCUGCGCUCUGAGGAACUUUCAGGGGCACCCCGCAGAGCUGUUGCCAAUGGCCCUGCCUGACGACACCGCGGAGGAGCAGCAUGCCUUCGGGGCCUUGGUAAAAGCGGCAGGGGCUGCUCAUGACCCCAGUGAUGAAGACUGGUCCGCAGUUGAAAAGUCCUGUGAGAAAGCUGGCAUUGCUGCCUGGUCAUGGUUGCAGGUGCUUGGUGUGAAUGCGCUGUACCUGGGCGGAGGCACUGACCGAUGUCUGAGCACUCAGAUGGCCCACAGCUGUGAGUGGUCUCCCGGCCAACAGGCUUUGAUGUCAAGAGCCCGGGAGCUGGCUGAGAUAUGGCUUGAAAAAGGUGAAGGGAAGAUUGAAAUAGGAGAAUGGGACAAAAUCAGUCAGUCGCUGGACGGCAUCUAUACGGGACCAGAGGUGAAGAAGGCCUAUCCCUUGACGGUGGAAGGUAUCCUACCCACUACCCCUGCGGCAGAUGAAGCAGGGCGAAUUGAGCUGGCGGAAGUGGUCGCACCUGAGCUCAAGAGCUUUGUGCUGAAUCCUGAACUCCUGCGCAUCCCGGACGAUGAGCUGAUCGACCCGAGGACCUUUGCCAAAGUCCAUGUUGACAGUGAUGAGGAAUGGAAUAGAGUUGUCGCUCACCUCGUGAAGGCAGGAAUGCUAGAGCGUGAGGAUCCACACGAGACUCUGCGCUACAAAGAUGAGGCCGUCAGGAAUGGUGCUUUCGGUGUGCACAAGGGAUGGCAGCAGAGGGAGGAUGGGUCCCUCUUCCGGACAUUUCGGCUGAUAAUCAACCUCAUCCCCUCAAAUGGUUUCCAACGAAAGACCCCUUGGCGCCCUAGCCAGAAAAUGGGGUACAGUCCGCUCUGGGGACAGAUGGUUGUCCUUGAGGAUGAAGUGGUGAUGAGCUAUGGGGAGGACCAACGCCAUUGUUUCCACAUCUACCGCCCAGGAUCGAAGUGGAGAGGCUACUUCGUCCUCAGCAAGAAGGCGGCAGGAUGGGCUUUUGCAGACUCCAGCCAGGAGGCCAGCUACCCAAGAGUUAAGACCGCGCCAAUGGGGUGGUCAAACGUCGUGGACUUCAUUCAGAGCGGUCUGGAAAUGAUGGGAACUCAGGCUGGAAUGAGCAUCAAGCAUGCGGUUAGAUUGGGAGAUGCCCUCCCAGCUCUUCCACUUGACACUCCAAGGACAUACUACUCUUGGUAUGUUGACAACUGGGACUCUUUCAAGAUCGUGGCAAAGAGUGACAUGGGGGAGUAUGAAGGAAAGCCUUCGGAUGACCAGCUGAAGUUGAGAGCUGUCUUUAAACUUUGGGAUGUUGGGAGAGACCCAAAGAAGGCAGCAGAAGGAACUCUGAGCUGGUCCUCCCUGGGGGCUGAAGUGGAUGGCGGCCGAGGAUUGGUUGGCUCGAACACAAAGUUCCGAAGAGGGAUCCUCGGAGCCACCAUCAACCUGCUUCAGGCGCCUUGGAUCCGAACCGAUUCACAAGAGCUGCAGGCACUGGUCUCAAAGCACAUGCACACGGUCCAAUUCUGCCGCCCGCUGGCUAGCGCCUUCGAUCAUUUGUAUCGGGAGAAGAAGGAGGAGGAGCGUGCCAAAGCACGGGUCUCAGCGAAUGGGGCCAUCAACGGAUCCGCGGCUGAUGACCUCUUGGUGGUUGAAAUGUUUGCUGGCAUGGGAGGGCUGAAACAAGCCCUCGAACUGAUUGGUAUGGUUCCUCAGGGGGUUAUCAGUAUCGAUAAUGACCCCACCAGCAAAAAGCUUUCGAGAGCCCACUGCAGGCACGGGAUUUUGUAUGAUGAUGUCAAGACCAUCACCAAAGAAAUGGUGGUUGAAUGGAGGAGACAGUUUCCACGAGCCCGCCAGAUCCUGUUGGCAGGGGGAUGGCCGUGUAUUCAUCACUCCUCCCUGAAUGCCAAUCGGCAGGGAGCAGCUGGCGCUACGAGUCAACUGUUGGAUGAGAUGAUGAAGAUCCGGAGCUGGAUAAAAGAGGCAUCAGCAGCCCAUGGAUUGCCCUCAUGGGACUUAUUGGAGUUCUAUGAGAACGUGGUGAUGGACAAGAGCGACCUUGAAGUCCAGAGUGAGAAGAUUGGAUGGCUGCCAAUGCAUGUUGAGGCGGCGGAUGUGGGAAGAUGCCGUCGACCUAGACUCUACUGGGUGAAAGGCAUUCAAAUGAUCAAUGGAAGCGACCUCAAAGUCGAGCAGCAGGCAAAGAUCCGUGAUCUUGAGAUUGCCCUUGAUAAGGGAGUGAUCAAAACGGAGAUCCCUCCGCUGGACUGGUUCCUCAACAAGGGGGCCAAGAAGCUGAGCCAGGAGAACGAGCCAUUCUACACGUUUACCCGGCCAAUCAUGCGGAAGGAGCCGCCACCUUCCCCGGCAGGUCUCGAGCGGGCAUCGCCGAAGGCGCUCCAACGAUGGCGGGGAGACAGCUUCAGGCUGCCCCCGUACGCCUACGAGAAUGCCAACCUGGUGACUGACAAGAGUGGGCCCAGGCGAUUGCUGCCCGAUGAGCAGCUGAGGAUGAUGGGCUACACCAGCUCACAUCUGACCUUGAAGUCAAAGCUCACCAACGACCAAAAAGGCCAUUUGAUUGGGAACUCCUUCAGUGCCAUUGUUGUGGCCAGACUCCUGACCGGGCUGGCGCUGGAUGACGAUCAGGGCAAGGACGUAGAUCUGACAAAGGCCAUCUGGGAAAGUUGGCGUUCCCUCGAGGACCAAGUUGGUCGGGAACAGCAGCCGUGGCGGACACGCUUCGGGCAAGGGCCUCGGGCGGGCCAGGGGGUGGUGGCCAUGCGCCGUCGUGUGCUGCCACCCGCCGAUCUUCCGCUCAAGGCCAAAUUGGACCCACAGAACCGCCUCACCGACGAAGAGUUGCUGGCCUACAUGCUGACGCGGCAGGCGGUCCAAAAGGGCUGUGACAUCCGGGUGGACCUCAACCAGCCAUUCUCCUAUGGCACUAUGUGCCGACACUCCAUCGACCCAGGAAAUUGGCGAUGGAAAGUCCUCCUCUCCUAUCAGUGGAAGAAAGGGGGCCAACAUAUCAAUGUGUUGGAGGCCACCGCCAUCCUUGACUUGGCACGAAAAUUGGCCCGUGAACCAAAGCACCAUGGAAUGAGAUCGAUCCUUUUGGUCGACAACAUUGUUUCACUCUCGGUCAUUGCAAAGGGCCGUAGUUCUGCUCGCUCUCUUCAAGCUCCACUUCGACGAUUGACAGCGGUCUUGUUGGCCGCGGACCUCCGGUUCUACUUGGGCUGGCCGUUGGAAGGCAAAGCUUUGACCAUGCCUCGGGCACAACUCGUGCAACGAAAGUCGAAGGGAGAGCGAAAAAGAGAGCGCAAAGAACUUGGGACACUUCAGCAACUCGUGUUACCGGAUCAAGCUUUGCCCUUUACUCCACUGAUGGCCUAUGGACUUGCUCAAAUGGCUUUUAAUAAAGGUUGGAAGGAUCUUUGCAUGGUGAUCCUACUGGGCUUUACCAUGUUUGCCCGAACGGGAGAGCUUUUUCAGGCAAAAGCAGGUGACUUUGUUUUUGACCACCGACUGCGAAAGGGUGUCUGGUCUCUUCCACUGACCAAAUCGGGGCAACGGGCAGGGGUCCGGGAAUCCUUGACAAUCGAAGACCAAUGGCUGUUAGUGGCACUCAAGAACUACUGCAAGUCCCUUCACCCAGGAGAUACGUUGCGGAAAGCCUCGCCCCAACUGAUGCGGAAUCGUUUCAAAGAAUUACUACAGGAAGCUAACCUUCCCCCAGGCUUUGCCUUUUAUUCCCUACGCCGCGGCGGGGCGACCCAUGCCUAUAGGCAAUCUAAUAAUCUCUCCUGGGUCUGCCUUGUUGGCAGAUGGGGCCAUGAGAAAACAGCCCGAAUUUACAUCACUGAUGCCUUGGCACAGCUGACAGACAUUGGUCUCUCCCGCCCUGCUCGUCAAAAACUUUUGCGCCUGGCUCAACAAGCUCGUCCAGGAUAUCAGGUGGUGUUCUCAUGUGACUUUCUGGGAACUGGGUCAGGGGGUGGUCAUCUUUAUGAUGCCUUGUCCUGGUUUUCCUUUCCUGUCACGUGGGGUUGGGACAGCGGUGUCUGGGAGGUUGUAAGGAUGCAGAGGCAUAGGGUAUUGACCCUUGCGGGGGGGCCUCCCGGUUCCUCCACCUGGACGUUGACCGAGGAAUCGGAGGAAUCGAGUAGCACGGUGGACACCACCGAGGCGAGAAAGAAGACAGUCAUGUGGGAAAGCGCCGACGUCGACCACGACGUCGACCACAUCUCUGCUAGACGUCGAUCCUGGGGGCGAAUGGAAUAUCUUGGCCGAUGCUCGGACGGCACCUUGGAACGGAUCCAUUCGGUGCCCAGGAGUUUCUCGUUGACAGAUGGAACCGACGUGGAGGACUGCCCCGUGGCCAUUGCCACGUUGAGUUCCCUGCGGACGACCUUCGUGAGCUACGUGCAGGGUGGGAGCAUGAGCAUCACCGACACUUGGGCCCUGGCUGUUCGUGCCACUGAAGACUUGAUGCAAGAACAGUCAGUGCAAAGAGGAGGCACUGCAAGGAGCAGCCACUGCAAAGGACAGUCACUGCAAGGAACAGAGGUCUCCCGUACGCCUGGACGGGUCGAAGCUUAUUUCAUCCCGCGGUGGUCACCACGGCCAGCACCACGGCAGUUGACAAUGCCCCGCUGGACAUUGGCAGCGUGGGUGCUGCAACACGAAGCGCAAGACGCUUGGUAG